Hyposmocoma kahamanoa is the source of this 1126-nucleotide messenger RNA. RefSeq names its product lipase member H-B-like. The record is from RefSeq and is a predicted model, not a curated record. NCBI's taxonomy places the organism in Eukaryota, Metazoa, Arthropoda, Insecta, Lepidoptera, Cosmopterigidae. The transcript is spliced from 6 exons. The coding region runs from base 29 to 994 and encodes 321 amino acids. Gene Ontology annotation, molecular function: lipase activity.
CGGUUACGUUUAAAGCAAUUUAGAGUAGAUGACUAUUGAAAUGAUUAAAGUUCUAUUAUUUUGUUUCGCCAUUUUGGCAGCCUCACUCGGUAAACGAAAAGCAUCGCAACUCUUCUCUAGUUCUUAUAUAUUGUAUACAAAAACUAAUCAUAAGUUUGGUCAAAGCUUAGUAGCGACUCCGGACUCAGUCAAACCCCUCACAAUCAAUUCUGGAACAAUUUGCGCUGUCAUCGUGCACGGCUAUGGAGGCAAAGGAACCGAUUCUAUGAGCCUAGUUUUACGAGAUGCUUUUUUGGGAAGCGGGAAUACUAACGUUAUUGUUGUGGAUUGGACGGUGGCUGCUGGCAGCAACAUGGCUUCCGAGGCCGUGCCCGCCAUUGCAGAUAAUGUGGCAGAACUCCUGAAACUGAUGGUUAUUUCCAACAAAAUAAGCAAAACAAAACUUCAUCUAGUCGGAUUUGAUUUGGGGGCUCAUGUAGUUGGUAAUGUUGGUAGAAUUUUUCAAGGUGUAGCCAGAAUUACUGCUCUUAAUCCAUAUGGUGCUGAUGAGUGGAUGUUAAGCAAUAAUCAUCUCAGAGCUACAGAUGCUCGAUACGUAGAAGUAAUUCACACAGAAGUGUCCCAAAUCGGCCUUCCGGUUGCUGUGGGCGACGUUGACUUCUUUCCACAAGGGGGCGUUAGACAACCUGGCUGUCAGGAUUUGGACUGUAGCCAUAAUCGUGCCUGGAAGCUGUUUGCGGCUUCUCUGACACAUGGUGGUCUUAUCGGCCACCGAUGUGAAACUAUUCGAAAUGCUCUGGAUCUUGAAAGAUUUUGUACAGGAUUUGCUUUACCUCUAGGAACCAAUGAACUUGUGAAAUAUGGAACUGGUAUCUUCCGCCUCGAAACUUCUGCAGUAUACCCAUACACCUGUAAUGUUAAAUGUGGAAUUAUUGACGGUGUAAUGGAAAGUAUCGAUAACCUAGGUCGUCUUUGGGAACAACCACCCGAGUGAAUGCGACAACGAUAUCCUCUUCGGCACAAAAAUAUAAUGUUUAAAUUAACACAUCACUUAUUUAUAUAGUUCGUGAGCCAAUCGCCUAUCCUAACUCGAAUUAAUAAGUUUUAAUAAAAAUAAUCACUGUGG